Messenger RNA from Sapajus apella (tufted capuchin), 1446 nucleotides. It is a transcript of the gene IDNK, whose product is annotated as IDNK gluconokinase. Gene Ontology annotation, molecular function: gluconokinase activity. Bases 372 to 866 code for a protein of 164 amino acids. The record is from RefSeq and is a predicted model, not a curated record. The transcript is spliced from 6 exons. Gene Ontology annotation, cellular component: cytoplasm. Lineage: Eukaryota; Metazoa; Chordata; Mammalia; Primates; Cebidae.
CUUGUCUGGGCCAGGCGGGAGGGCGCACGGCCUCUAGCGAGAGGACGAAAACCAUGGCCCAGGCUGUCACAGACCUUUGGCCAUCUGGACAUACAACGGCCUCCGCCUUUGAGGCCCUGGACUCCUGCGAUUCGCUUUUGGAAAGUGAAUCGUUUUCCCCUUCCUUUGAUCAGUAUUUGUCAGCUUAACCUGGAAGGAGACUGCGUUAAUAUGGAGGGUGGCUCCUGAGAGUUUGGAAAGCAAGGAGAGAAUUGUGGAAACCACACAGGUACUCUCCAGCCCAGUGUGGCUAACUUGGAGACUGAGGAGUUAACAUUUGUUUUCCUGAUUAAACCAAAGUCCAACUGUGCCCUUUAUCAGAAAAGACAGCUAUGGCAGCAUUCCACCACAGGCAGCAAAGGACAGAACUUGAUCAACUAAAACAUCAUAACCUUCAAGGGUCUAUAGGACACUUCGAGAAUUUUAAAUCAGGAACGCCCCAUGUAGUGGCCCGUGUAGUUAGGUGUAUGUUAAAGACUUACUCCAGAUCCACCGUGGGCGCUCUGCUGGCAUCUGAGCUGGGGUGGAAAUUCUAUGAUGCUGAUGACUAUCACUCGGAGGAAAAUCGAAGGAAGAUGGGAGAAGGGAUACCACUCAAUGACCAGGACCGGAUUCCAUGGCUCUGUAAAUUGCAUGACAUUUUACUAAGCUGUGACAACCAGGAAAGCCUGAGGUCACUUGUGAGUGAACAGAGAUGUAGCCUCGGGACAGCAUGUGGUUCUAGCCUGUUCAGCCCUGAAGAAAAUGUACAGAGACAUAUUAACACAAGGAAAAGAUGGUGCAGCUCCGAAGUGCAAGGAGUCGGGAAGGGAAGCAAAGUGGGCUAAGAUACAGCUCCUGGUGGUCCAUCUGAGUGGGUCAUUUGAGGUCAUCUCUGAACGCUUACUCAAAAGACAGGGACAUUUUAUGCCCCCUGAAUUAUUGCAGUCCCAGUUCGAGACUCUAGAGCCCCCGGCAGCUCCAGAAACGUUUAUCCAAAUAAGUGUGAACAAAAAUGUUACUGAGAUAAUUGCUACAAUUAUGGAAACCCUGAAAAUGAAGUGAGAAUGAUUUUGUAUCAGUGGUCCAGACAGAAUUGAGUAUACGUCCUUGUGCCAUCCAAAACCUCAUUCCAGCCUCCUUGCCCAUAUUAUAUUCUAAAUUUUUCUUAAGGCAAACAAAACCCAAUGUGUCAAGACAGAUUCGUUUGGGUGUAAUUUUAGGAAUUAUCCUGGUUCAUCGGGAAGCAGAGGGGGAGUUUUAAAAGUCAAAGCUUAAAUUGAAGUUGUUCAUCUGUAACCCAAUUGAAUGAUCAGAGGAAAUUCCGUAAUUGAUGCUGAAAAUCAUUACAUUGUUUAGAACAUUCUUGCUCAUGCCUAUAUUUGUACAAAUAAAUGAAACUUGGCUGUUCUUGGCCUCCCCUGGAAA